Phytophthora nicotianae INRA-310 is the source of this 1324-nucleotide messenger RNA. RefSeq lists its product as hypothetical. The coding region runs from base 15 to 989 and encodes 324 amino acids. Gene Ontology annotation, cellular component: chromosome, telomeric region; DNA replication factor A complex; site of double-strand break. The record is from RefSeq and is a predicted model, not a curated record. Gene Ontology annotation, biological process: nucleotide-excision repair; double-strand break repair via homologous recombination; DNA replication. Lineage: Eukaryota; Oomycota; Peronosporomycetes; Peronosporales; Peronosporaceae. The transcript is spliced from 5 exons.
CCAAGAUGUGAACAAUGAACUACAUAUAUGCGUCAAUAAUCUGUUAUGCGGUUUACUUUAUCCACUUCCUUGUAUUUUUGUUCGAUGCGCUUUGGGAAAGACCCACUCACAGCUUCGUGAAGCUCUUCGGCCUCCAUAUUCGCUGCGACUUGCACGAUUUUGAGGGGUUACCCGCUAGCCACGCAUGGCGGUGGAAGACGGCAGGACUUUGGCGGGCGCGUCUGCUGACAAAGGCCCAAUGUUGUGGGGUGGUUGCUUCCAUCGUAGAACGCUCGGAUCGAGUGGAGCUACUGCUAGACGACGGCACGGCACUCGUCAAGGCGGUACUAUGGGGGGAGGGGGUCCACGCCCAAGUGGCGCUGGGAGAUCUCGUCCACGUGGAAGGAAAACUUAAUGUGGACAAGAACUGGGACGCAGUAGAGCAGUCCCGAGAGCUCCGGAUCCUUCGAAUCUCGAAGGUGGAAGACCCGAAUGAAGAGCUGCUGCAUUGGGCACAAGUGAUGGAGCUGGAGAAGGCCUAUUAUUCUACUACAGAGGAAUCCUUCGACACAUCAGUUGGGGCUGGCGGCGACGCCAAUGCUGGAAAAUGCUGGGAGGGUAUUGCCACUGAGGCGUUUUUCUGUCUUACCAUCGACCCCAGCAGUAAGCAGCAGUUUCUAGGCCGACGCGACCGUGAUAUUCACGAUGACAUACUGCUAGAGACUCUCGAGUCUAUUCUCCAUCAGCAGAAGACGAGUAGCACCAAAGAAGUCAUUGCUAUCACUUUCAGUGACCACAUCCGUGGAGGUGAAUGUGACGUGAUUACGAAGGGAGAGGCCCAAGCGAUCAACAAGAACAAUAGGAUUCGAGCAUUACAGUUUGUUUUCCGGAGGCUACGUCGUGCAGGAUUAUUAUUCCUGGAAGACGACCAGGCUGAUCGUCAUAUUUUGCUAAGUUUUGAGGCUGUUUUGAAGCCAGCGCUUCUGCAGUUGCUUCGAGGUGAGCUCUGAGAGUCAAGGAUACAUGGGCUUGUUCUUCCUCGACUGAUCAUUACUCCCUUCCUACAGACUACCCGCAAGGUCGCUCUAUUCCAGAAAUCGCAGGUGCAAUACUGAUCCAGGACCAAUUCAAGUGCAUCCCGCUGCAUUGGAUUGAGACCAGCCUCGGACAUCUUGUAGCGUCCCAGUUAGUAGUCCAAAGAGAGGAGUCGCAGCUGUUCUUUAUCAAGUGACGCAAACAAACUACUUCGAAAUACCUGGCUAACUACAACUACGAUGUCAUCGUUCUUGCCUCCAGGUAGUAUACCCACGCUGGAAGUUCCUUUAGCUGCGGGCAGGAUACGAAC